UCUGAUGCUGUGUUUUGUUUUAUUAACUUCCUCUCUCUAUUUUCUUUUUCCUUUUUUCAUCUGUCCAUUAACCCCUACCCCCCUGUACCCCUUUAGUUUUUGUUCCUCUUUUUGUUUUUCUCUUUAGCAUUUAUUCUUUGGCCUUAAUGAUACUGACUCUGGACCCACAUCAGGUGUUUCGGUGCUGUGGAGACAAGUGAGGACUAACAAAAACUUUGUUUUUUAUGCAUCUGUAGACAGCCAACGAAAACCCUAUGGCCUUUUUGAUAAGUGUGCACUUUUGCAGAAGAACCUUACCUGGAAUGCAUUUGAAAUUGUGAUAAAUAACCUGAUAGACAUGAAAUUAAAGUGAUAUUUAUUUAUAAAUAACAUUUACUGAUGAUAUUCCUGGACCUGGAACAAAAUAACUCCUCUGUGAGAAGCUAACACAGAUAUACUGAGAGAAAACUCUGAAUCAGAGGAUUUAUUAAAGGGAGAAGAGCCACAGUCUGAAAUGAAGCAAUGCCCGGUUGGAAAAUCAAACAAAAGGGAGAGAGAGAGAGAGAGAGAGGGAGUAGAAGAGGAGUGAAAAGUACAUGGCCGAGCGAGGAACUGAGCAAGAAGAGUGCCAACUGGAAAUAAAGGAUUUUGGCAGAGUCCAGUGUCUGUACCGUAUCCAAGGAAACAACAGCACAACCAAGUUCACAGAGCCGAAGCUGAACUUAUUGGAAGCUCAUGACUGCAUUGAGGAGAUAUAGCUGUGAUAAGCGGAGCUAAAAAUCAGGUGAAACUCCUGGAUAUCCACAGGAUACUCAAUCGAGGAUCACAUGACCUCAUCAGACAGGAGGAGUACCGUAAGCAGUUCUGGAACCACAGUAAUGGACUCAAUGAGACCAAACCACCAUCUGAACUAGGCAACAGAGUGAAGGUCCUGAGAUAGUGAAGCAGCCCCCUCCAGAAUGACAAGUACCUUAGGAACAGGAUCAGAGAGCUGAAGAGCUCAGAGAGGAGUCUACUGCUGCAGCUCUACCAGCUAGCCUCUGUCGCCCAACUCCUCAGCAUGCAACACUUAUCCCAGAGGCUGGACCAGAAACUCCACAUGCUCAGGGAGGAGGUCAGGACGAUGACUCAGGACAAGGAGCGAGGGGAGCAGGUUUGGAGGGAGCGGCUGCAGCGCUGUCAGAGGCAGCUGAAGGCCAAAGAGGACGAGAUGAGUCGCCAGUCCCAGUACUUUGAGACCUUUAAAACCCAACUCCAGCAAAAGCUCAGCCUGGCCCGGGACAAAGAGCAGACCCUGCAAAACAGAAUCUACACUUUAGAAAAGCAGCUCCUGGAAAUGACUGUGAGUGCCGCCACUGGCAUAACGGGGAAAAGUGCAGUCAGAAUCACUGCUGGGACAGUGACACGCUGGGAAGAACAGGAGAGGCUACCUCCCAUGAGAGGAGAGGGUGAAGGAGAGGAGGAGAGAAAGGAGGAGAAGAGGAAGCAAUGGCAGCCAAGUAAUGGUAAGACAGAGAAGAACAUACAAGAAAAUCAGAACUCAAAUGAAGUCAGGCUACAAGGCUUCAUCUUGAGCCUACAGGAGGAUCUCCAGGUGCUGCUGGAGAGAGAGGAGCAUGGGAUGACACAGAGGAGGGGGCUGAUGGAGCAGCUCCAGGGGGCCCAGGAGAAAAGUCACUUCUUGGGCUGCACGGUGGAGGAGAUGAAGGUCGAGUUGAAUCGGCUGAAGCAUUGUGAAAGCUGCUUGUUGGAGGAGGUGGAAGAGCUGAGAGAGGAGAACCACAGACUCUUGCAGGUCGUCAGAGAUGCAGCUAACCAAACAUCCUGCCGGUUAUCUGAAAACGCUGAGUCCACGUGUCUCGACCCCGGGACCAGCUCGCCCAGCUGCAGCCCUGCUGAUUGUCCUGUGCCCUCCAGUAUUCUACAUCCCUCAGAGUUGAGCUCUGAAGAAGUAAAUCGAACCUCAAAUGGGGAAAUGGGCUCCCUAACUCCCCUGCAGUCGCACAUUUUCACCACCAGGCUACAGCAAAGCGCACACAGACAGCUACAGAGGAUCACUUCCCAUUUGCCAAAUCAGACACGUCACCUAAAGAUGACGUUCUGAAGCACUUCAGCCAUAUUAGCUCCAAAACCGACCCCAGCCUCCAGUCACUGUCCUUGACUGCAGAGACAGUUGAUGAGUUUAAAAUUGGCACCUGGUGCUCCAGAGGGAUCCUUAACCUGGAGGAAAGCCCCAGUGAGGAAUCGGAUGCCCUGAGGGAAGCCUACAGGAGCUUGGGGUUUGGAGAUGAUCUUCAAGCACUUAAAGAACAACGUGAUCGCCUGGAGGUGGCCCUGCAGCACACGCAGGAGCAGCUGCAGGUGAUGACUCAAGAGAAUACUCGAUUGAAAAUAAAACUGAGGAAAGAGGAAGACAAACAAGAAGCAGAGGACGCUUCAAAAGAAAAGAUUAACACUUUACUCUCCAGUGGUGGAGCAGAAAGUAACACCAGUCUUGCCCUUGCUCAGGAUGAUCUUGUCCAGGCUCUCAAUCAGGAGAACAGGGCUUUAGCGGACCGGAUCCAGGAGCUUCUGGCUCACAUUGAGCUAAGAGAAGAUAAGAUUAAGACUGAGGAUACACAGCUGAGGAAGCAUAUUUACAAGCUAGAGGCAGAUGUUGCCAGAUUAGAGCAGGAAAACCAGGAACAUGGAGGUUUGAUUACCGAACUCACCAAGAAGACUGAGGAUGAUCUCAACACCAUCAUGGAGAUGCAGCAAAGACUGGAGGAGAGUGGACAGCAUACGGAGGAAUCAAAGGUUGAAAAGGACUUGCGUGGAUCUCAAUUGCAGAUUGAAAACACGGCUGUAUUAUCAGGAUGUUUUCAAUUAUAUGACCAAGAAAAAUCUGUUGAAAAUGUGGUGGAAAGUGUGCUUAAAGAGGACAAACCAAAGCUGAUGUCCAAUCAACAUCCAGAUGAUUCAACAACAGCUACAGUGCCUCAACAAAUCAAUCACUAUGAUCUGUUCAGAACCGCCAGCAAACCAUCUCUGUCCAGAGCCUCAAAACAGAACAAGAAGAACUGCUGGAUGACAUAAAUUCUCUCAAGAGCAGCAGAGAGAAGUAGCUCUCUCAGUCAAAACACAGACAGAAGUGAAACAGCAGUUAACCCGGACAGUUUGGGGGCUGAAGGAGGAGAAAGACAGCAUCGCUCAGUGUUUGGCAGGUGUCAGACAGGAAAAAGAGCAGCUCACCAGGACUGUCUGCGGGCUGAGAGAUGAAAGAGAUCAGUUAAUAAAAUCUACAAGUGACCUGAAAGAGGAGAAAGAGCAGCUAGCGAAGUGUUUAUCUGGUCUCAAGUCAGAAAACAAGACACUGCUUGAAUCUCUCUUGAGUGAAAAAGAAGAGAAAGAUCAAAUCAUGCAAUCACUACAAAGUUUACAGACAGAAAGGGAGCAGUUAAGCCAGACGGUGCUCGAUUUAAAGAUUGAGAGAGAUGGAUUAAUGUCUCUGAAGGAACAGAGAGACAUGGAACAAUCAUUUUACACUUUACAAGAAGACCAGGACAGGUUAAAACAAUCAGUUUGUAGUUUAAUGGAAGAAAAAGAGAGGAUUGAGCAGUCAGUCAUUUGUUUAAAACAGGAAGAAACACAAACAAAGAUAUUACUACAGGGCCUAAGAGAGGAACGAAACAGCCUACAAGCUGCACGCCACAGCCAAACACAAACAGAGGGGAGGAACCAGCAGCAGCUUCUGAUGAAUACAAACAGUGCUGAUGAAACUGCUGUUGGGACAGGAGCUACACAACGAUGUCAGACUGAAGCCCACAGAGGAAACAAUAUGCAGAGGCUGCACAAUGAGAUGCAUCAAACGGAGGUCAGGAGCGAGAAGGACGAGAGAAAGGCAGCCCAAGAAGCUGACAACCUGAUGUGGCUGACAGAUAUAGCCAAUCAGAUGGAAGAUACCAGAAUGGAAAAUGAAAGCCUAAAGACCCAGGUGAACGAGCUGCAAGUAAAGUGACAGACGUGGUCAGGGAGAAGACUAAAGCUUUGUCACUGAAGGCACAAAUAGAGGAGCAACACAACAUGCUGACAGCUCAGCUCAAAGCUAAGACAGUGGCACUAGAGGAGCUGAACUCUGAAUAUAUCGCUCUAAAGCGAGGACAGGACAGCACAGAAGACGUGGGCACUGCUCUAGUCUCACUCAGAACACAAUACAACAACAUCAGAGCUAAGUAUGACACUCUCUGAAAAAGAGGAGUCCAAAGGAUCUGGACAAUGCUCCUUUAAAGGCCAAGCUUUCUUGCCUGGUUGUGAAGUGUCAGGAGAGGAACAGUUUGUUGGUUCAGAUGAUUAAGACCAUGAACAGACAAGGCUUUGUGGACCCCGUCCUCACGCAGCAGGUUGAGGAACUGCUCAGUGACAUUGUGCUGCAGGACUACUUGCAGCAUUCACUCCAGGAUGUAAGACUCGGGAGAACAGUACUGGAUUUACACCAGGGUUUCUUUUAAAACUUCAAGACUACAGCAGAGGAUUCACGCCUGAUCAGAGCUGCUGCACUAUAUCCCCUCUUUUGAAUCAGCAGGUCCAAAACAUGUGUACAACUGAUUCUGCUGGUAAAUGUAGAGAAAUACAAAAUCCUGAAAUCUCUUCAGUCGCCAAUGAAUCCUCGAAAAAUCACCAAGACUGCAGCAGUGAAGUCAUCUCACCUGCACCUACAGGGACACUUGAGACAGACUCCCCUGUGCAAGAGCAUGCCAGUGUCCAAACAGACACAGAAAAGCUCUGUCCCCCAACCAGUGGACCGAUCCAAAAAACCAGCGCAGCAGAAAUACUAGGAUUUCAUAAACCAGAAAUCAAAGGAAAAUCCUACCUGGACCUUUCCAGGUCGACUGGAUCCUCACUGAGUACUACUGCUCUCUGCAGGACACGAGUCAGUGCGAGCAGGAGGCUGAGCAGUCCAGAAAAGAUCCUUAACCUACAUGAGCAACUGCAGACGACUAUGAAGAGCAGCUAUCAGGGUCAAGUGAGCAGAGGACGCCUACAGCAGCCCAGGAAAUGUCUCUCAUUUCCUCCAGCUGCAGACCUGGGACCGGCCUCUCUGACUGCAAAGCGGAGCAUCAGUUUAAAUCAAACAGACACCAACUCUCUCCCAGUCACCACUGCUUUGAGCAAAGCUAAGUCCACUUCAGCAGUGACAACCACACCUGUUGCUAAGACAACACUUUAUACUGCAGUUACCUCUAGGUCUGCUCAUGUUAAAGUCAAUCCCAACAUGUUUACUCACCAUCACUUCAAAGCAGGAGUAUCUAAAACUACAUCUGCUCUUUCCAGCUCUUUGUUCAUUGACCCUAGCAGAGCUGAAUCUGACUCGAGCAGUUGCUCUAAUACAAAAAUAGAUCCAAAACAGACCAAGACAAAUGCUGCCUUCACGGACAUAUCUGAUGCGAAACAUGCAGCUUCUUCUCCUUUAACUCAGAGGACCACGAUGGUUGACUCUGAUGUCUUAAUCUGUUCUGACACUCAUCCAAGAAACACUGCCUCAGACACAACUGCCCAAAAGGUGAAUCAUUGUAACACACCUCCUCAAACCAAUGGUGCUGCCCCUGACUAUGACGGGCCUGUAUUUCCUGCCUCCCGACUCAGUCAGCUCCUUGCUUUCCUGUGAGAACCAUCAAGUGUACCGCGAAGUCCGCUGCUGCUCCUGAAAAGACAGAGACGACAAGGCUGGAACCAGGAGUUCCAGCCAAGGUUUGCUCUGUUGAGGUAAUCAAGACAGUGGGCCAGAGCAGCCUCCUGAUUGGCUGGGAGAGGCCAACGCUAGACGAGCUUGGCUGUAGUAACGGCACGUUUGUGUACGGAUACCGGGUGUUGGUCGAUGGAGACUUCCACAAAUCUGUCAUGAGCUCAGCUUGCACCAAGUGUAUUCUGGAAAAUGUCAACCUGAGUCUCCCGGUCCAGAUCAGUGUCCAGACGCUGGGCUCUAAUGGUCUCAGAUCAAACAGUGUCCACACCUUGUACAGUACUUCAGGCAGAACACACCAUAACAGCCUGACUAGAUUAAAAAGGAUGGCAAAAACCAACAUCUGAAGGAUAAUGGAAACCUCUUAGUGAAAACAUGAAUUUUCUGUGACAAGGCCCGAAUGCCCUCUUAGGAGCGUCCUGACCUCCAGCUCAGAAGACAGCGAGCGAGACACCGUCACACGGCUUGGUCAACCUCAGGUUGAGGUCAACUAAUCAGAAAAACUCAUUUCACAUUGUAAUGUUUAGCCUAUAAACAUGAAGUGACCUGUGGCCAUGCAAACCUCACCACGGUUUACUGAAGAUGUCAAACAAAACACCAAGCAGAUAAUCUGCAUGUACGAGCAGGUGAUGAUUACCUUGUUGGAAGAAGUUUCUGUUUCAGAGUCCUGGACACGCCCCUUUAAAGGAUUGGACGACAUGUUUACAAGAGGAACCGCCAAUUAUACAAAUCCUGACAAACUGAUGGAAGAGUUACUUUACCGCAAACUGAAGACAAGAUCAAUCAUGCUGUCAAAAUCUGCCUGUGACUCUAACUUUUCAUAACUGUUGAUAACAUCACAGGACUGAAAACUUUGGAAGUCUUUCCCUGCUGCACAUUUGAACACUGUGUUAACUAGGAGGUCCUGUUUGUACCGCUCCAUCUGCCUCUCUGGACUCUGUGACUUGAACGAUUGACUAAAAAGACGUUCACUUUAUGAAAAGCCUUUUUUUUAAAGAAACAUACACUGUUUGAGAUGUCGACGCAACAUUUGUACUCAAAGGUCAUUGUACUUGAGUUUGACUCUACAUGAAGCCAAAUAUGGAAAAAGUUGAUUCUCUCCAAAGACUUACUCUGCAUAAGACUACGGGAUUACUUUACACACAGAAACCAGGUGUUAUUUACGUUCUGCAAUUUGCACACAGUCAUUAUGAAUAUCUAGAAGAUUACAUUAAUAUCACGGAUAUUUUUUUGUAGAGAUAAUUAUGAAAAAUAUGCCAAUAUACUACAUUCUGUGCGCCUUUUUGUAUGAGAGACACUUUGUUUUAAAUAACUGAUAGAUGUUAUGCACGCUCACGUUUUUGUUUUGUUUUAUACGAUGUUAUAAACUCCUGAGAUUCUUCUGCUACUUAAUGUACUGUAUGUGCGAAUGCAAAGUGAUCAUGGUGCAGCAAAAGUAUUUUUCUAACCCUAAAGAAAAUAUUGAUUUCCCAUUGAUUCCUAAAGACUGUACAGAGAAUAAAUGUUUAUAUGAUAUAAUAUACA
Molecule: messenger RNA, 7222 nt
Organism: Labrus bergylta (ballan wrasse)
Lineage: Eukaryota; Metazoa; Chordata; Actinopteri; Labriformes; Labridae
Source: RefSeq, a predicted model, not a curated record